Haplochromis burtoni (Burton's mouthbrooder) is the source of this 2901-nucleotide messenger RNA. RefSeq names its product calpain-1 catalytic subunit. The coding region runs from base 136 to 2232 and encodes 698 amino acids. The record is from RefSeq and is a predicted model, not a curated record. Gene Ontology annotation, molecular function: calcium-dependent cysteine-type endopeptidase activity. Gene Ontology annotation, biological process: proteolysis. Gene Ontology annotation, cellular component: cytoplasm. Lineage: Eukaryota; Metazoa; Chordata; Actinopteri; Cichliformes; Cichlidae. The transcript has 22 exons.
GGCGUGCACAGCCUCAGGUGCUUAAAUGCACAGUCGAAGCUACUUGGUUCUCACCCACCGGUUCACCGCGACGCAACUACACCUUUUUCUGCACAGCUUUUCACUUUUGAGUAAGUGAGUUCAAAAACUGCAGUGAUGCCUCCUCCCGGUGUAUGCUUGAACAUCAUAGAGGCCCGCUACAAGAAGGACGGUUUCGGAAAAUUCACCAAGCCCCAGAAGUUCUUGGGCCAAGACUACGAGCAGUUGAAACAGUACUGCCUCACAAGAGGAGUAAGCUUCAUUGAUGAGACAUUUCUACCUGACAGAAGGUCCAUUGGUCAAGAGAUACUACGCCAUGGCAUACUGAGCCCUUCUGAACUGGCCUGUGUGGAGUGGCGGCGACCAGCAGAAAUUGUUCGUUUUCCAGUCUUAGUACUUGACGGAGUCUCCAGGUUUGAUUUUGGUCAAGGGAAACUAGGAAACUGCUGGUUUCUUGCGUCAAUCGGAGCGCUGACAUUCCAGAAAUCCAUUUUCGCAGAAGUUGUCCCGCUUGAACAAAGAUUUGAUGAGAACUACUGUGGGAUUUUUCACUUCAGGUUCUGGAGAUUUGGGCAGUGGGAGGAUGUGGUCAUUGAUGACAAACUACCAACAAUCAAUGGCAGACUAAUCUUUGUUCAUUCCAAAAACCAAAAUGAAUUCUGGCCUGCUCUCCUGGAGAAAGCCUAUGCUAAGGUUUGUGGCUCCUACUCCGACAUGAUUGCUGGAACUCCUUCAGAGGCUAUGAUGGACUUCACCGGUGGCGUCCACAUUAACAUCGAGCUGUCACAACCGAGUCCAAGCCUGUGGGGGCUGAUCUGCAGAGCUGGCAAAUCAAACACACUGAUGGGCUGUGGUACACCUCCCAGGGAGACAUCUGGUAACGAAAUAUUACCAAAUGGACUGGUUGCAGGCCAUGCAUACACUGUGACAGGUAUCAAAGAGAUGAUGAGUCGAGGAAAAAUCGCAUACCUUGUGCGUUUGUGGAAUCCCUGGGGUAAAGGAGAGUGGAAAGGAGACUGGAGUGAUCGGUCUCCUCUGUGGCAAACUGUGAGUCCUGAAGACCGUGAAAUGUGCCUUUCAGUGGCUGAUGAUGGAGAGUUUUGGAUGACCUUUGAAGAUUUCUGUAAGUUCUACGCAGAUAUUGACAUCUGCGGGCUGUCUCCUGACUUCUUUAAUGAAAGUGACUCUAGUCAGUGGACGACCUCUGUGUAUGAGGGCCGAUGGGUUGCAGGAACCACUGCUGGAGGUUGCCUUAAUUACAGAGACAGUUUCUGGACUAAUCCACAGUGUCGUUUCAAAAUUUGCGGUGGAUACUCAGAGAAAGACGGUGAUAAAAACAUAAUGGUGUCUCUCAUGCAAAAGCCCGAAAAAAGGAACAGACACCUGGCGCAAAACCUCCACAUUGGGUUUUUCAUAUUUGAGGUGACUGAAAAAUAUAAGACACAGAGAGGGAAGUUUACAGAGGAGUUCUUCAAAUCCCAGGCACCUGUUGCCCAAACUAAAACCUACCUGAAUGCCCGUGAGGUGAUGGAGUUCUUUAUGUUAAAGCAUGGGGAAUACUUGAUUGUGCCAUCCACCUUCAAUCCCAACGAGACAGCCUCCUUUAUCCUGACCAUCCACGCAAAAUCAGAGACCAACUGCUAUGAUAAUUCUGGUGAUCACAAACAUGAGCUUGAUGAGAAGGUCAAGGUAAAAAAUCAACAAUAUGAUGAACAAAGGAGAGAGUUUUUCCAUAAACACUCUGACAAGUAUGAAGAAGUGGAUGCUGAGCAGCUUCAGAGGCUUCUAAAUGAAAACAUCCUAAAAGGAGACCUGAAAUCUGGAGGCUUCAGUAUUGACGCCUGUCGCAGCAUGGUUGCUUUAAUGGAUACAUCAAUUACAGGAAAACUCAACAGUGAGGAAUUUCUUCGUCUGUGGAACAAAGUUGUUACAUUCAAGGAAAUUUUCUUCCGCACUGAUGUUUCAAGAACCGGAACGCUGUCACUGAGAGAACUACGAAAUGCAUUCUUAGUUUCAGGAAUAAGGGUGAGUGACGACAUGCUGAAUCUGACUGCUCUGCGCUACGGCGCCUCCUCUGGACACAUGACGCUGGAGAGCUUCAUCAGUCUCAUCCUUCGCUUUGACUGCAUGAACAAAAUCUUCAGACAGUUAUCUGAUGGAAAAGCCAUGACUCUUCAAGAGUCUGAGUGGAUGUACAUUUCGAUGUACACUUAACGCAAAGGAAUGGACGUUUGAUGCACAGUUCAUCUGCACGCACUGAAGAAGAGAUCCAUGUAUAUUUUUCCUGCUAAGUUCUAAGUUGUCGUUUAGAUAAUUGCCAAAAUGCAAAAUGCUUUCAAGAUAACUUUUCUCAAAAAGUAGACAUUUCUAUUUUUAAUUGUCAUUUACUUGGCAAUUUGUUUUUUACUGAGACAGACAGAGAAGACAGAAACUUAUUGUAGAGGGAACAAUCUGAGAUAUAUAACGUGAAUAUAAAUAAUCAAUGAAAAUUAAAUACUACAAGAAUGUGCUUGCAUGUAAAAGGCGGCUCUGAAUUAGUAACUGUUCUAACAGAGAAACAGGGAAAAGGCUAUAAAGGAUGUUUUUUCCUUGUGCACUUUGAGCUCAUUAAACACACAUAGAUUACUGUAUGUGAGGGUGCAAUGUUUGGCCAUGAUGCUUUAUUGAUUAAUUCAUCACUCAUUAUUGACACAACAGUGCAAGAAAGCACCAGUGUGGUUGGAAUCAAUAUACUGUUGAAAUGAUUUUAUAUUGUUAUUCAAAUGCAGCUCUUUUUGAUAAAUGCAUUAUGCACAUAUGUAUCUGGCUUUUUCUUAUUUUCCCACUGUCAACUCCUCAUUUCAGGUUCAGGUUACUUUUUACAUAUAAGGCUCAAUCAUUUGG